CCUAGACUGCUGCUCCUCGGGACACUGAGACUGACCAGCAGGACGCACGAGAGACCAUGAAGAUCCUGCUCCUUCUCACCCUCCUGGCUGCCUUAGCGGUGGCAGUGUUGUGUUAUGAAUCUCACGAAAGCAUGGAAUCCUAUGAAAUUAAUCCCUUCCUUAACAGGAGAAACGCAAAUACCUUUAUAUCCCAGCAUCAGAGAUGGAGAGCUAAAGCCCAGGAGAGAGUCCGAGAGCGCACCAAGCCCGCCUACGAGAUCAAUCGGGAAGCCUGCGACGACUACAAGCUUUGCGAACGCUACGCCCUGCUUUACGGGUACAACGCUGCCUACAACCGCUACUUCAGGCAGCGCCGAGGGGCCAAGUGAGACAGGAAAAAAAUUCUCUUUUCUUCUGGAGGCUCGUGCCUGGUUGUGUACCCCCUUGCAGUAGCAUUAUUGAAAUAUAUAGACUCAUCUACAAUGCUUGUUUCCUGUAUAUUCUCUGGCUGGCUGCGCUCUUCCCUGCCCCAGAUAGAUGAGUAAUCCAAGUGCCGUGAAGGUCACAGGGAAGUGGAGAUGUAUGAUUAUUACAUAAUAAAUGUGUGGUUCGAUCCUCUCA
Molecule: messenger RNA, 600 nt
Organism: Otolemur garnettii (small-eared galago)
Lineage: Eukaryota; Metazoa; Chordata; Mammalia; Primates; Galagidae
Gene: MGP
Product: matrix Gla protein
Exons: 4
Coding region: 57-368 (103 amino acids)
Biological process (GO): regulation of bone mineralization
Cellular component (GO): extracellular region
Molecular function (GO): calcium ion binding
Source: RefSeq, a predicted model, not a curated record